Messenger RNA from Rotaria sp. Silwood2, 2880 nucleotides. The record is from the annotation of a GenBank genome assembly. NCBI's taxonomy places the organism in Eukaryota, Metazoa, Rotifera, Eurotatoria, Philodinida, Philodinidae.
AUGCACUAUUUGGAUUUUAAUUUUGAACAAACAUCAGCACAUUCCAAGGUGAAUACUAUAUUUUCAGUAUCACACAUACCUACUACAGAUGAACAUCCAAUUCAGAUUCAAAUUCAAAUUGAUGGUGUACAAGUUAAUUUUGAAUUAGAUACAGGUUCUCCUAUUACGGUUAUUAAUGAAAGUGUUUGGAAAUCAAUCGGAAAACCUGAAUUAAACCCAAUUAAAUUAACUUAUAAUAGUUUUUCAGGUCAUCCGAUUUAUUUUAGGAGUGAGGCUCUGGUUAACGUGAAUUACAAUGGUCAAAAUACACGACUACAUCUAUUAGUUGGUGGUACAAAUCGAAAUAAUAUUAUUGGUCGUAAUUGGAUUCAUGCUUUACAUAUUAAUACACAAACACUUGAUGAUAUUGUUUUGAAGAACAAAAUCCUUCAUGUUAAUUCGGAACUUGAUAAUCUAGAUCAACUUCUUAAUCAUUACCAAGAGAUUUUCAAGAAAGGUUUAGGCCGUUGCAAAAUCAAAGCCCAACUUCAUAUUAAACCAAAUGUAACACCAAAAAUUUGUAAACCUCGUUCAUUAUCAUUUGCUUAUCGCCAAGCGGUGGAAAAUAAUUUAAAUCGUCUUGUUUCUGAACAGGUCUUAGAACCAAUUAACACCGCCAAAUGGGCUGCUCCAAUUGUAGUAGUUCCAAAACCUGCCGAUAAUGUUAGAAUUUGUGCAGAUUUCAGCACUGGAGUUAAUGCAGCAUUAGAUAUUGAUAAAUAUCCAUUACCGAAACCGACUGAUAUUUUUGUUGCACUUAAUGGUGGUACAUUAUUCAGUAAAAUUGAUCUAUCUGAAGCUUACAUGCAAGUCGAAUUGGAAGAUAAUACUUCUGCACCAAGUAUAUUUCAACAAAUAAUGGAUCAAAUGAUUGCUGGUUUAGAUGGAACAAUUUGCUACUUAGAUGAUAUUAUAGUUACUGGGAAAAAUAAAAUUGAUCAUUUAAAUAAAUUAUUUAUAAGAAUAAAAGAUUUUGGUUUUACUAUUAAUAAAAGUAAAUGUGUAUUUUUACAAAAUCAUGUCGAAUAUUUAGACUUUAUUGUGGACAAGAAUGGUAUUCAUUCAUCUCCUUCAAAAAUCAAAGCAAUUAUUGAUAUGCCUAAACCAACAAAUCUUUCUCAAUUACGUUCAUUCUUGUGUAUGAUUAACCAUUAUUCAAAAUCCAUACCCAAAUUAUCCGAUCGCUUAUCGGUUUUCUAUUCGUUAUUGAAAAAAGAUACUAUUUGGAAUUGGAAUGAAACAUGUGAUCAAACAUUUACAAGUCUUAAAAAGCUUUUCACUUCUCCAUUAGCUCUAACUCAGUUCGAUCCAACAAUUCCUUUAGUAUUAGGUGCUGAUACAUCAAAUUCUGGAGUCGGUGCUGUUAUAUAUCAUCGAUAUCCCGAUGGAUCUGAAAAAGUGAUUGCACAUGCAUCAAAAACAGUGACACUCACUGAAAAUCAUUAUUCACAAAUCGAGAAAAAGGCACUGGCAAUUAUUUAUGGAGUAGAAAAAUUUGAUCAAUUUCUUCGUGGCCGUAAAUUUACUUUACUAACCGACCAUAGACCAUUAACGUUUAUAUUCGCUUCAAAAGAAAAAGGUAUUAAUACCAAUGCGGUUAAUCGUGUACAACGUUGGGCUAUUCGACUCAUGGGAUAUACAUAUGACAUCGAAUAUUGUUCAACAGAUAAAUUUGGUCAAGCUGAUGGACUUUCUCGAUUACCAAUUGGAUCUGAUAUUAAAUUUGAUAAACAAGAUACUGGUGAAAUUAGUCUUCUUGCUAUAAUUCAAAACGAAUAUCAAAAUAAUUUACCACUUCGUGCAUCACAAAUUGCUCAAGCUACUGGAAAAGAUUCACUUCUUAAACUUGUUUAUGAUUAUAUUCUUUCAGGUUGGCCAUCAAAACAUCCUGAACUUGUUCAACCUUAUUUUAGAAUUCGAAAUGAAUUUUCAACGUCAAAUGGAUGUAUUACAUGGGGUUUACGUACAAUUAUUCCAUCUUGUUUUAAAAAUCGUCUUUUAAAACAUCUUCAUUUAACACACUCUGGAAUGAGUCGAAUGAAAGCAGAAGUUCGACGUUAUUUCUGGUGGCCAUCACUUGAUAAAGAUAUUGAAGAUCUUGCUCGUAAGUGCCAAGCUUGUUCACAAAAUUCUAAACAACCAGCUAAAGUUCCAUUACAACAAUGGCAUGGGCCAGAGAAACCUUGGCAACGUAUUCAUAUUGAUUUCAUGGGUAAAUUUAUGGGUUUAUAUUUUCUCAUUAUUGUCGAUGCACAUUCAAAAUGGUUGGAGGUGAUUAUGAUGAACAGCAUUACUACUGCAGCAACAAUUGAUGCUUUAUCAUCGCUUUUUGCUCGUUAUGAAACAACUCCUCAUGCAACAACUAACACAAGUCCAGCUGAAUUAUUUUUAAAAAGACAACUACGAACUGUAUUAGAUUUAUUACGUUCGAAUGCAAAUGAUCUGUCAAAUGCUGCUCGGCAACGUUAUCGAAUGAACUUUGAUCGACACACAAAAGAACGUUAUUUUAAUUCAGGUGAUGAAGUUCUUGUACGAGAUUUCAGAUUUCAUCCAAAUAAAAUUAAUUGGACACCUGGUGUACUUAUUCAGCGUCAAGGAUCUUGUAUUUGGGCCAUUAAAGUUGGAGAUAAAAUAUGGCGUCGACAUGAAAAUCAGAUUAAACAUCGAUAUUGGUCUAGUGAUGAAGAUUUUAUUACUAUUAAUUCACCUACAUCAAAUACAACAACUGAUCUUGAGAAAAGUUUAACAUCAUCUACUUCUUUAUCUGAUCUGGAUCCUCAAACACUUCGACGUUCAUCACGAUUUAAAAAACCAACACAUCGUUUAAUAGAAGAAAUUUAA